AAUUAAUUAGACUAUUUUCAUCCAUGGCUUUUUGCUAAGGCUGUUCUGUUUAUGUGGAGCACUCGAAGGAGAUGGAGAGGUCAAUUCCUCAGAGCAACUCAGUUACCAACAAACGGAGAAGAAGGAAGAUGGGUCUGGAUCGGAUUGUUUGCGGCUGAGCUCUGGUUUGGCUUCUACUGGAUCCUCACUCAAUCCUUGCGCUGGAAUCCCAUCUACCGGCGAACCUUCAAGGAUAGACUCUCCAAAAGACAUGAUGAAAGCAACUUACCGAGGGUGGAUAUUUUUGUCUGCACGGCGGAUCCGGAGAUAGAGCCGCAGAUUAUGGUGAUCAACACUGUUUUAUCCGUCAUGGCCUAUGACUACCCUCCGGAGAAGCUUGCCAUCUACCUCUCCGAUGACGCGGGUUCCGAGAUCACCUUUUAUGCCCUCUUGGAGGCCUCUAAGUUUGCUAAGCAUUGGAUACCAUUUUGUAAAAAAUUCAGCGUCGACCCUCGAUCUCCGGCGGCUUAUUUUACGUCAUCUCUUGACACAGAAAAUGCAGCCUGUCCUGGCGAAUCAGCAGCUAUCAAGAAAAUGUACGAGGAAAUGAAGAAUCGAAUCGUAACUGCAUCCGAAGCAGGUAGAAUUUCAGAAGAAUUACGCUCAAAACAUCAAGGAUUUUCGCAAUGGGACUCAUAUACUUCUCGACGUGACCAUGACACCAUUCUGCAAAUAUUAAUUGAUGCGAAAGACCCGAAUGCCAUGGAUAUUGAAGGAAAUGUGUUACCAACUUUGGUAUAUUUGGCUCGCUUCUCGGAGACAACCUUUGUAAUCUCAGCUAAAGUCUCCGACCAAGAUGUCUCCAACAGAUACAAGAAAGAGAUGAUGGAAUUUGGAGAUUCAUCGCCUAUGUCUACUAUCCUUGCAACAAUUGCAUUGAUCAACCUGUUCUGUUUAGUUGGUGCGGCGAUGAAGAAAGUUGGGUUGGAUGAAAAAAUGUUUGUGCAGAGUCUUCUUUGCGUUGUUCUGGUACUCAUCAACAUUCCUCUGUAUCAAGGACUUUUCUUUAGGGAGGAUAAAGGGAAAAUACCCAAGAAUGUAACAAUCAAAUCUGUUGUCCUGUCUCUCUCUGUUUGUUCCUGUUUUACAUUCAUGUAUUAAAGCUCAACUGGAUAUAACUUUUGAUGCUUUGAUUUUCUUUUCUUAUGUAGUUUUGGUUUCAUAUAUUUUGAGAAAAUAAUAAUGGAGAUUAUAUGAAUAUAAUCUAUUAUUUUAC
This is a messenger RNA of Rubroshorea leprosula, 1255 nucleotides long. NCBI's taxonomy places the organism in Eukaryota, Viridiplantae, Streptophyta, Magnoliopsida, Malvales, Dipterocarpaceae. The record is from the annotation of a GenBank genome assembly.